AGAAAUUACUACAGUACUGUACAAUAGAAAAUAAUUUCUGAGCUGCUCAGAUUUUCGAGAGUGCGUUGUAGGGAUCUCACCGGUGCACGCUUCCCGAUUCGAACAGCAUAUUCAAACAAAAUGCUCUACAUAAUCGGUCUCGGUUUGGCCGACGAGAAAGAUAUCUCCGUCAAAGGUCUUGAGAUCGUACGCCGUGCCGAACGUGUCUAUCUUGAAGCAUACACGGCUGUCCUGCUGGUAGAAAAGAGUCAAUUGGAAUCUUAUUAUGGUCGAUCUGUAAUCGUGGCCGACCGUGAAAUGGUCGAGUCACAAUCCGAUGACAUUCUAGCUGAAGCAGACACCAAGGACGUUGCAUUUCUGGUCGUCGGUGAUCCUUUCAGCGCAACGACGCAUACGGAUCUUGCCUUACGCUGCCAGCAACACAAUCCCCCUAUCCCGACUCGCACACUCCCCAAUGCGAGUAUUCUGACGGCAGUCGGAGCUACCGGGCUGAGCCUCUACAACUUCGGGCAAACCGUUUCGAUGGUCUUCUUUACCGAUUCGUGGAAGCCUGACAGUUUCUACGAUCGCGUCGCGGAAAACUCGACUCUGGGACUGCACACAUUAGUGCUGCUUGAUAUCAAGGUCAAAGAGCCGAAUCUGGAGGCGCUGGCAAGAGGUAAAAUCGUCUACGAGGCGCCCAGGUUCAUGACUGUGGCGCAGUGUGCUAGUCAGAUGAUCGAGGUCGAGGAAACCCGCAAGCAGGGCGUGUGUGGCAACGAUCAGUUGGCAAUCGGCGUCGCCAGGCUCGGCAGUGACGAUGAAAAGAUCCUGGCCGGCACCCUAGAGGAACUGUCGCAGGCUGACUUUGGGCGACCAUUACACAGCCUGGUGCUGUGUGGAAGUACCAUGCACGAGAUGGAAUGGGAGUAUGCCAGAACAUUUGCGAUUGACCAGGAGAAGUUCGAUGGCAUCUGGAAGAAGAAUUAUGGCACAAAGAAGUGAGCCGAGAUCAUUUUCGCUUUGUGCUCCACGACUGGCGUUCAAUGAAGUUGGCGAGCACGUCGGAUGCCGUCUUCAUUGACAGUCUGAAUCCAGGGGAUUGGUUGGCCUUAGACGAAGAUAGAUAUCGGCUUAUUCAGGUAGCAAACCAAGCCUAUCAGUCAGUCGAACUCGUCGCGACGUAUCCAGCGAUAGCGUGAAGACUCUCGGGUGCUCAGAAUCGCCGAACCCUGAUCUUGCAAUACAGCAGCGCAAGGUGAUGAGAUUGCCAUGCCUCGCCAUUGUCUGGGAAGAAUCAUGAGAUUGAAACUGUUGUAGCUGUGUUGCCGCGAGCAAGUCUGUGUUCAAGGAUCGGCAAAUGCAAUGUACGGGCCUCAGUUGUAGCUGCGCAGCUGGGCUGUAACUCGCGAAUACAAGUCUUUCGUCAAG
Messenger RNA from Dissoconium aciculare CBS 342.82, 1410 nucleotides. RefSeq names its product Diphthine synthase. Gene Ontology annotation, biological process: protein histidyl modification to diphthamide. The record is from RefSeq and is a predicted model, not a curated record. The transcript has 2 exons. Lineage: Eukaryota; Fungi; Ascomycota; Dothideomycetes; Mycosphaerellales; Dissoconiaceae. Bases 121 to 984 code for a protein of 287 amino acids. Gene Ontology annotation, molecular function: diphthine synthase activity.